GCCGGUAAGACUGUCUGAGAAGCAGUCAGUCUGUGCCUGUGCACCCAAAAAGAGAUGCACUGCCGUAGAGUCUCCUUAUAGAGUAGACCCACCACGGAAACUGGUGCAUCUGCCUCACAGCUUUUUUUUCUUCCUUUUUCACGCCAUCCACCGGCUUCACCUCCUCCAACAAUGACGCUUGACCCUCUGGACUUUAAAAAGGGAUGGAUGUUCAUGUUGGACGACACGGCAGAGUGGAGGAAGUUCUGGUUUGUGCUUGACAACUCUGGACUAAAAUACUACACUGACCCUGAAUCUGAGGAGAGGGAUGAGCCAGAUGGAGAGAUUGAUGUUCGCCGCUGUGUGAGAGUGGUGGAAUUUGAGGCUGAUAAGAACUAUGGUCUCCAGAUACAUACACGAGAUGGAGAAGUAACCUUAUCAGCCAUGACUUCACGCAUCAGGAGGAACUGGAUCGACAUUCUGCAGAGACACAUCAGACCCAAUGGAUUACCUGAUAUCACACUGCACAUGAACAGCGAUAAGGACACCUCUUCAUCACAUCCAGAUCAACAUAACUCGGGUUCAGAGGUCAUGAGCCCAGUGCAGGAUGAGCCGGACAUGAUGUCAUCACCGUCUACCAAUCAACGGGAGGCAGGCGUGGGGCGAGAUAAGGAUCAAGAAAAGCGUCUGGAGGACAGAACUAAGUGGUUCCAGGAAGGACUCUUGGACAGAGAGGGCGAGAGCCCAUGGGACAAAGUACAGUUGAAGAAAGGUACGGUGGCCUCAGUGACUCAUAUGAUGCCACAGAUCUCUGAGACCCUGAUAGGGACAGACAUUGAGAAGAAGUGGGAGGAUUUUGAGAAGAUUCCUUUCGGAGAGAUGAUGUUGAUUUCGUCAAAUGGCUCACAGGCUCAACCAGCAACCAGUGAGGCACUACAGAAAGAGGUCCUGUCACUGAGGCAGCAGGUUGAGGCUCUGCGUAAAGGCCGAAUCGGAGGUGGGCCCAUCGUCCCCUGCGGCCCUGACACACCCUGCGCCUCCAAACUGGAGCAGAUAGAGAGAGAGCACAGAGAGAGACUGCAGGAGAUGGAGAGAGAGCACGAGAGAGAGAGGAGAGAGAUGGAGAGAGAGAAAGAGCGGCUGCUGAAGGAGGAAGCACAGAAUGCCAUACAAGCCAUGGAGGCUCUGAGGAAGGCCCAUCAGGAACAGCUGGAGAAAGUGAGAGGAGGACAACAGACAGACUCCACUCUACUACUGCCGGAGUCUGUGUCUCUGCAGCAGGAGUUGGAGGGUCUCUCUGAGCGUUAUUCUCAGCGGUGUGUGGAACUGAGGCGAGUGCAGCACACGGCAGGACAGAAACACACACUGAUCCAGGAAAAGGAGAGAGAAGUGCUGCAGCUGCGCAAAGAGAACCAGGAUCUGCAGGCGCGUCUGACUGAGGAGAUGAGCCUCAUGCGAUCCUUCAUCACAGGUCAAAAGUCUGGGGUCGUCUCCAUCGGUAGUCUGGAGCACAGUUCAUCAGAGUUAGAGAUGUUAUUGAGAGUGAAGGAGAAUGAGAUUGAGUACUUACAUAAGGAAAUCGGCUGUCUCAGGAACGAGAUCCAGUCUCUAACUAAGGAGAAGCAGGAGCUGAGCGAGCGCUACAAGGCCGUGUACGUGGAGCUGAGUGGAAUAAAGGGGCUCAGUGACAGAGAGAUUAUGUCUCUUAGAGAACACCUCAGACUGACCAACGCUGCCCUGGAGGAGGAGCAACUGUACGGCAACAGCACUAACCAAUAAGACACAGAAUGGAUGGAUGCUUUUAUCAGCCCCCAUCUAUAACAAGGCGGUGUUUGGAUUGAUUUGAUUCAGAAAUGUACACUUUUCACAUUAAUAACAAAAUAAUACAUCAACACAGUUGCUGCUUUGCAGUUUACUCACCUUCAGCAAUAACUGUGCUGAUGUAAUAUAUUUAUUCAUGUGGGAAUCAUUUACAUGUUUGUCUCAAGUCAAUUCAGUGCAACUUUGGACAACAGGGGGCACUGAUUUGUUUACUGAAUGAGCGACCAAGCUAGUUUUCCAGAUUUAAAAGGAACUUAUUUUCUUAUUUGCCUUCAUUUGAAACUUUUAAGGAUACUGGGCAUUAAGCCUUCCUUAUUUCAUGAGAAUAUUUAACUAAAUAUAAAUAAAUUAUUUUAAAAACGC
This is a messenger RNA of Pygocentrus nattereri (red-bellied piranha), 2163 nucleotides long. RefSeq names its product TRIO and F-actin binding protein a (gene triobpa). Gene Ontology annotation, cellular component: actin cytoskeleton. Gene Ontology annotation, molecular function: actin filament binding. The record is from RefSeq and is a predicted model, not a curated record. The transcript is spliced from 12 exons. The coding region runs from base 172 to 1758 and encodes 528 amino acids. Gene Ontology annotation, biological process: positive regulation of substrate adhesion-dependent cell spreading; actin filament organization. Lineage: Eukaryota; Metazoa; Chordata; Actinopteri; Characiformes; Serrasalmidae.